Messenger RNA from Rana temporaria (common frog), 2787 nucleotides. RefSeq lists its product as uncharacterized. Lineage: Eukaryota; Metazoa; Chordata; Amphibia; Anura; Ranidae. The transcript is spliced from 2 exons. The record is from RefSeq and is a predicted model, not a curated record. Bases 26 to 1042 code for a protein of 338 amino acids.
GUGUCAUUCCCCCUCCCCCAACACAAUGCCUAAUCUCUCUUUGCUCAUCACAGAGCCCAUGGGAAGACGUCUCCUCCUCAUCACAGAGCCCAUGGGAAGACGUCUCCUCCUCCUCAUCACAGAGCCCAUGGGAAGACGUCUCCUCCUCAUCACAGAUCCCAUGGGAAGACGUCUCCUCCUCAUCACAGAGCCCAUGGGAAGACGUCUCCUCCUGCUCAUCACAGAUCCCAUGGGAAGACCUCCUCCUCCUCAUCACAGAUCCCAUGGGAAGACGUCUCCUCUCCUCCUCAUCACAGAUCCCAUGGGAAAACUUCUCCUCCUCAUCACAGAUCCCAUGGGAAGACGUCUCCUCCUCCUCAUCACAGAGCCCAUGGGAAGACGUCUCCUCCUUCUCAUCACAGAGCCCAUGGGAAGACUUCUCAUCACAGAUCCCAUGGGAAGACGUCUCCUCCUCAUCACAGAGCCCAUGGGAAGACGUCUCCUCCUCAUCACAGAGCCCAUGGGAAGACUUCUCUCCUCCUCAUCACAGAGCCCAUGGGAAGACGUCUCCUCCUCCUCAUCACAGAGCCCAUGGGAAGAUGUCUCCUCCUCAUCACAGAGUCCAUGGGAAGACUUCUCCUCCUCAUCAUCACAGAUCCCAUGGGAAGACGUCUCCUCCUCCUCAUCACAGAGCCCAUGGGAAGACUUCUCCUCUCCUCCUCAUCACAGAGCCCAUGGGAAGACGUCUCCUCUCCUCAUCACAGAGCCCAUGGGAAGACGUCUCCUCCUUCUCAUCACAGAGCCCAUGGGAAGACGUCUCCUCCUCCUCAUCACAGAGCCCAUGGGAAGACUUCACCUCCUCAUCACAGAGCCCAUGGGAACACUUCUCCUCUCCUCAAUACAGAGCCCAUGGGAACACUUCUCCUCUCCUAAUCACAGAGCCCAUGGGAAUUCUUCUCCUCUCCUCCUAAUCACAGAGCCCAUGGGAAGACUUCUCAUCACCGAGCCCAUGGGAACACUUCUCCUCUCCUCCUCAUCACAGAGCCCAUGGGAAGACUCCUAAUCACAGAGCCCAUGGGAAGACUUCUCUCCUCCUCAUCACAGAGCCCAUGGGAAGACGUCUCCUCCUCAUCACAGAGCCCAUGGGAAUUCUUCUCCUCUCCUCCUAAUCACAGAGCCCAUGGGAAGACUUCUCAUCACCGAGCCAAUGGGAACACUUCUCCUCUCCUCCUCAUCACAGAGCCCAUGGGAAGACUUCUCCUCCUCCUCAUCACCGAGCCCAUGGGAACACUUCUCCUCUCCUCCUCAUCACAGAGCCCAUGGGAAGACUCCUAAUCACAGAGCCCAUGGGAAGACUUCUCUCCUCCUCAUCACAGAGCCCAUGGGAAGACUUCUCCUCCUUCUCAUCACAGGGCCCAUGGGAAGACGUCUCCUCCUUCUCAUCACAGAGCCCAUGGGAACACUUCUCCUCUUCUCAUCACAGAGCCCACGGGAAGACUUCACCUCCUCAUCACAGAGCUCCUGAAAUGUCCUCUUAUACCUGAUCACAAAGCCCUUGAGUUGUCUUCACCUGCUCACGGCACUGAGAUCUCUCGUCAUUAUCUGCACCCCUUUAUUCAGAUUCACGUGUUCCCCUUCAUUUCCAUCUGAAGCCCUUCCACUGCCAGCCUCCUCCUUGGGCCUCUGACGUUUCCUGCAGUCCUAUGUGGCACAUAAUUUCUUCAGUAGAGCAGAUGUGACUUUAUAAGCCAGGAAAAUAAUUCCAGCAUUUGAUAUCACUGUAUGGGAAGAGAAGAUGGCCGGGAACUCCAUCAGCUUGUCAAUGGUAUGGGAGGUGCACAAAUCACCCAGCACUUACCCCUCCCAACCAGCAAUGGGGACCUCCCAGAUCCACAUCUUCUGCGGUGAAGUCUGACCUUCCUCAUGUGGUGCUUUCCCUUCAAUGGGUUCUGUGAGAACAUCCAAGACCUUCACCUUAGAAAGCUCUCUGUAGCCUGAGAUAAGGACGCUCCCUGGAGGGCGAAUCGCAUGGCGCUGCCGUCCUCAUCACUGAUCUGCUGGGGGGGGGGGGGGGAGAUGUUGCUAGUCUCGGGAACCUCCAAUCAGCAUAACUAAGGGCCACAGAUGGCUGUUGUAAGGACGGAGGUCUUGGAUCUUUUUACAUGGAUCCGGGACGCGCUAACAUUACUUAAUCAGGAUGUGAGCGAUGUGGAGGUCGUAUCGCCUGGCUUGCAGUCGUAGUAAUAAGCACCGGAAGAACUGAACAUUGAAUGAAGAAUUUGUCUUAUUCCUGAAUGUAGAAUAAAUAAUAUAUGAUGUUGUGAAGUCGUGUUUCUGGAGAGGGAUACAAAUAAUGACCUACAGGUGUAGAUUUCUGCCCUGUAGGGUUCAUAAUAUGAGGAUUUAUGAAUUAGAUAAGGGAUACGGUAGUCCUAUUCACAACUACUUGGGUUAUGCUGCCACCUGAAGGCGAAAGGGUCAAAAAAGGCGGCAGAACUUCUCUCAGCCAAGCCUCAGUGGGGUUUUUUUUUUUUGCGGGAGGGGGCAGUGUUUAGCAUGCAAUGAAGGAGGUGUGAUCUGUGUCCUGGGAUCUACGCCAAGAAAUUGAAUUUACACGAAAGCCAAAAUUCAUAAUUUCUUGUACAGGAUGCAAAGGAGUUCAUAUAACUACUUAUAUAUCCAAAGGCACCCCGGAAAUCAUUUUUAUUACAAAUGGAAUAACAAGGAUUGUAUAUAAGAACAUUUCACUGAUACAUGAGAACAGGUACCCCUCCCCCUUCAUAUUAUAAUAAAAUCUUUGUGACAAUA